Messenger RNA from Bursaphelenchus xylophilus (pine wood nematode), 3212 nucleotides. The record is from the annotation of a GenBank genome assembly. Lineage: Eukaryota; Metazoa; Nematoda; Chromadorea; Rhabditida; Aphelenchoididae.
AUGACGGCAGUAUCGACGCGAGUUCUUCUGGCCGCCGUUGUUGUCACCCUACUGGUUGGCGGGAUCAUCGUUUUUCUCUUAAGUGGACCCAAGAGUCCUGUUGUCACUUCUCUGGAUGAUCUCAAUAACACCUUUGCCUCCUCUUCUGAUGAAUUGUUGUUUGAAGGCUCGGGUCAAGGGCUAACCUCGGCGGAAGUGAGGUCCACAAAAGGCACAAUAACAUCAGCAGAGACUACACAACUCAUAGAAGGGGUCGUUGCAACAGCAGCAACCACAGCGUUUGUUCCGAUAGAAGAUGAUGAGAAACAAGAUCUUCCUCAGUGCUCUUCUACAAUCGUUGACACAAAACCCCAAUGUAAUGUGGACACGUAAGUCAUUAAUCACUGUUUUUAGAAUUAAAUUAAUUGCAGCCCCCUUCCAAGAGAGGUUAUCGACCGUUGGACCAAGCCUGAAUUCUCGUCUCAACUUCCCGACCUUCUGAAUGAUCUCCAUCCCAUUCAUUAUGACGUUAACAUCUCUGUUUCCCAUCUAGACAUUCGAUUAUUGAAGGCGUCCGUUGAAGCAUUUGUCAAGUUGCCUGAGGGUGGAUCAGUUUUGCCAUUGCAUCUACAUCGAACAGUCAUCAAUCUGGCCAAGGAUAAGACUUGGGUGCGGGAAUGUGAGACUGGUAAGUGUUCAAAGACGCCGUUUAUAACAAAUCUCCUCGUAAAACGAGGGAAAAUAAAAUAUUUUUGCCGAUUCUCACAGUCGGGAUGGCAGACGGCAGGGCGGUGACACUCAUUAAUGGACGCAUCUCCGCGUUAAUUACUUUGGUACCCUUCCCUGUGCCAACUCACAAUUUAUGUCAUCUUUUUUGUCAAGAAGUAAAUUUUUUCAGGCCGGUUUGUUUGUGUGUCAUCAUUGACUCAUCUAAAUGACCAAAGGAUUUUGUUAAUUGGACUUAAUGAAACUCUGCCCGCAGGGGCUUUAGUCUCUGUUUAUUUCCAAGACUUUGAAGUCCAAGUUCAUUCCAAUAUUGGCCUUGUUCUUCAAGCGCCCUCUUUGUGGGAGAAACAGCGUGCCUGGAUUCUGGCGACUUUAUUUGGUGAAACCGGAGCAAGGACUGUGUUCCCGGUUGUGGAUCAGAGUGGGGCAAAGGCUUCAUGGAGGCUGUGUCUGGAACAUUUGAAGAAUAUGACAUCAAGGUAGUCUUUGCAAUUUUUUCUCAUCAAAUUUAUCCUUUACAGAAGUAAUAUGCCGUCUGAAAAAGUAUCAGAAUCUGGAGUAGACCGUAUCCAACAAUGUUUCAAGACUUCGCCGACCCUUCGUUCUGAUCAGUUUGCAUUCGUUAUAUUCGACAAUUUGACCCCCAUUCAUUCCGACAGCAGUGAUCCUCGACUCGAAGUGUUUGUGGCCAAACAUAUCUCCGAGACAAAAUGGAUCGUAUUAGAGGUCCAAACUGCCUUAAAACGGAUGGCUGAUUUGACAGGAAUCCCUUACCCCUUAGAGAAGCUAACAGUUCUCUCUACUCCUCUAUCUGUUGAUGGAACUCACGAUCUUGGAUUGAUCCAAGUUAAGGACACGUGGGUGGAGUACCCAAAAUAUGUUCUGACUCAUUCGAUUUUGAUCAGUCAGGUCGUUCAACAAUGGAUUUCAAAUGUGUUUACCAUCUGUGAUAGUUGUAUCCAGGUAAGAAUCCAAGAUCAUGAGUAUUUUAUGGGAUGAGAAGGGCAUGUUUCUUUACGAAAAUGCAUUGUUUUAACGUAAUGUUAAGCGUAAUCUUAGGUUUCUUGAUUUAAAAGCAAUUUUGAUGAAUGUUUUAUGAGUGAUUAGUAUUGUUCGCACUUCUAUAUAUCUCCCAUCACGUUGACGGCUUAUCAUUUAUCUCUCCCAGACCAAAUGUUUAUUUUUUAAAAGUUCUUUGUUUAACGAUCUCAUUACUCUCAAAGACCUUGUCCUUCUCUCCUUUCUCUGGCAUUCCAUCAGUUCAAAUAUAACCUAGUCGCUAAGUGAAUCGAGGUCCAAAAAACAGUUGCCCUUUUCCGUUGCGUAAUCCCGAUGGAAAUAUUUCUAAAAAUCCGAGUUUUAAAGCGGAGAUUGUAACUGGAUGCCUAUGACUUUUUAACUCCGAUUCGUUGUAAAAAGCAAACAAAUCCUGACAAAUUGAAAUCGAAUAUCAGUUUGAUAGGGCCUUUUCUAAUUGACAUCUCUUUUUCAGGAUGGAUUGGCCGCAUAUAUCGAAUGGAUUGUGGGAUCAGAAUAUGAAUCCAUCGGGAUGGAUGUCCACAAAAGGGCUUUUGAUGCCAGAAAUCGGCUACUCAAAUAUCAGAAUGACAAGACUCCACUGAUCGCAUUACAAAUCGUACCAACAAAACCAGAAAAGGAGUGUGUUACGAAAAACGCAUUACUUUUUGCAUCGAUUGGAGAGAUCUUUGGAAGCGACGCCAUUAAAAGGUUCCUCGGGACUAUUGCCAGUGCCAAGCAAUGGGGAGGAUGCUUGACAAAUGAGGAGAUCGGAAAUGCUCUCUUUGGAGCUACCAACUCGCUUGUGUCAAGUAUGUUAUGACGAUAUAAGCAUGAUAUUGUUCUAGAACGGAUGUUUGAUUCUUUUGCCAAUUCACCGGAUUACCCAACUCUCAAGUUCAAGAUGUCCGGUCAUCAUCUGUCAGUUCAAUUAGAAAACGAGGCCGGAGAAGUAAAGAAACUUGAUAUGACAGUUCCCUUCGGCCUUUUGGACAACCGCGGACGUCAUCUCACACUGGUUCACAAUGGAUCGGAAAUCGAAGAGGAUCUGGAGGGCAUCACCGUCUUGGCCAAUCCGAACACAACCACGCUCUUCAGGUCCUUAUAUGAUGUAAGAUUUGAAUUAUUCCCAAUACUCGUGAUCGUCUAACGAUAAGCAAUGUCACCAUCAUCUGACGUCAAUCUUGUUUUAGGUUGAAAACUAUGAUCGUUUAGCCAAUUGCGCAUUGGACAGUGCCUGCCAGGACUUCUCCCAAGACUUAGUAGCUCAAGCUUUUAGUGAUUUAUGCUGGGCUCAUCUUCAUAACAAGUUAAAAACAAAUGGACGUGAUCAGCAAUGGCAGCAGCUCUUCAGAAAGUUGGCCAAGAGCUCUCUAGUCCAUCCUGAUUGUGCUUGUUGUAUGCAGACUCGAACAGAAGCCAGCUCCAAGUGUAAAUGGACAUGGAAAAGUAAAUGCUCUUCAUUGAGUUUGAAGAUGGAGAAGUUCUGA